AUGACCCAGCUUUUGCUAACAAUAAUCAACUCCAACAACUCUUAUUUCACGAUUUGGAUCAUUUUUUUGGUGCAAUCCACACAUGCAGAUAACACAAACUUAGUUUACAAGGGUUGUGCAGAUCAGAAACUGCAAGACCCAUCAAGGAUAUACUCACAAAACCUCAAAGCCCUUUUGGUUUCUCUGGUGACACAAUCUGCACAAAGAGCCUUCUACACCACAACCUCUGGGGAUGGCCAGAAUGUGAUCAUGGGUCUAUACCAAUGCAGAGGAGACCUCUCAAACUCUGCUUGCUAUGACUGUGUGAGCAAGAUCACUGACAUGGUGGACAAGCUCUGUGGCAAGGUGGUGGCUGCAAGGGUCCACCUUAGUGGUUGCUACAUGAGGUACGAGAUUGUUGGGUUCAAGCAGGUACCUGAGACUCAGUUGCUUUACAAGGUUUGCGGGUCCAAGCAGGUGAGUGAUGAUGGGUUUGAUGAGAGGAGAGACUCAGCGUUUGCUAUGUUGGAGAAUGGAGUGAAGAGUGGUGGAAAAUUGUUUUACACUGGGAGUUACCAGUCUCUCUCUGUGUUGGGGCAGUGUGAGGGUGAUUUGGCCAAUGGUGAUUGUGGGGAUUGUGUGAAGAGUGCUGAAGACCAGACCAAAGCUGAGUGUGGUGACUCAAUUUCUUCACAAAUUUAUCUGCACAAGUGCUAUAUCAGCUACAGCUUUUACCCCAAGGGAGUGUCCACCAUGUCAUCUUCUCCAGGGAAAGUGGGGCAACAAAACACUCAGAAGACAGUAGCCCUUGCAGUGGGAGGGUUUGCAGCUCUGGGUUUCUUGAUUGUUUGUUUGUUCUUUCUCAAGUCAGUGUUCAAGAAAAGAAGUGGCAAGUAUUGA
This is a messenger RNA of Gastrolobium bilobum, 879 nucleotides long. RefSeq names its product plasmodesmata-located protein 1-like. NCBI's taxonomy places the organism in Eukaryota, Viridiplantae, Streptophyta, Magnoliopsida, Fabales, Fabaceae. The record is from RefSeq and is a predicted model, not a curated record. Gene Ontology annotation, cellular component: plasmodesma. The transcript has 4 exons. Gene Ontology annotation, biological process: transport of virus in multicellular host; plasmodesmata-mediated intercellular transport. The coding region runs from base 1 to 879 and encodes 292 amino acids.